UUGCAAGAAGAAAGAAUGAUGGAAGAAGAAAGGAAGAAGGAGGAAGAAAGGAGAAGGAACAUGUUGGAAGAGAUGGCCAGACGUCAGCAAGAAGAAAGGACGAGCACUGUGAUGGCAGCAUCUGGCCCCGAGGCGGCAGUAUCCGGCACCGAGCCAGCAGCAUUUGCUGCGGCGAACACAGUCACCACUGCGGCGAACAAAGUCACCACAGCGGCGAACCCAGUCACCACUGCGGCGAACAAAGUCACCUCUGCGGCGAACACAGUCACCGCUGCGGCGAGCAAAGUCACCUCUGCGGCGAACACAGUCACCGCUGCGGCGAGCAAAGUCACCUCUGCGGCGAACACAGUCACCUCUGCGGCGAACACAGUCACCGCUGCGGCGAACAAAGCCUCCGCUGCGGCGAACACAGUUGCCGCUGUGGCAAACACAGUCGCUGCUGUGGUGAACAAAGUCGCCCCUGCAGCGACCACAGUCACCACUGUGGCGAAUGAAGUCACCGCUGUGGCGAACACAGUCAAAACUGUGGCGAACACCGUCACCACUGCGGCAAACAAAGUCACCGCUGUGGCGAACACAGUCAAAACUGCGGCGAACACAGUCACCACUGCGGCAAACAAAGUCACCACUGUGGCGAACAAAGUCAACCCUGCGACGAACAAAGUCACCUCUGCAGCGAACACAGUCACCUCUGCGGCGAACACAGUCACCAUUGCAGCGAACACAGUUGCCGCUUUGGCAAACACAGUCACCGCUGCGGCAAACACAGUCACCACUGCAGCGAACACAAUCGCUGCUGUGGCGAACACAGACACAGUCACCACUGCGGCGAACACAGUCGCCGCUGUGGCGACCAAACUCACCACUGCGGCGACCAAACUCACCACUGCGGCGAACACAGUCACCACUGCGGCGAACAAAGUCACCACUGCGGCGAACACAGUCACCGCUGUGGCAACCAAACUCACCACUGCGGCGAACAAAGUCACCUCUGCGGCGAACACAGUCACCACCACUGCGGCAAACAAAGUCACCUCUGCGGCGAGCAAAGUCUCCGCUGCGGCGAACAAAGUCUCCGCUGUGGCGAACACAGUCGCCGCUGGGGCAAACACAGUCACCGCUGCGGCGAACAACGUCACCACUGCGGUGACCACAGUCGCCGAUGUGGUGAACAAAGUCGCCCCUGCGGCGACCACAGUCACCACGGCGGCGAAUAAAGUCAUCGCUGCGGCGAACACAGUCAAAACUGCGGCGAACAAAGUCACUGCUGAGGCGAACACAGUCAGCGCUGCGGCAAACAAAGUCACCACUGCGGCGAACAAAUUCACCGCUGCGGCAAACAAAGUCACCACUGCGCCGAACACAGUCACCUCUGCGGCCACCACAGUCGCCACUUUGGCAAACACAGUCACCACUGCGGCGGACACAGUCGCCGCUUUGGCAAAUACAGUCACCACUGCGGCGAACACAGUCACCACUGCAGCGAACACAAUCGCCGCUGUGGCGAACACAGACACAGUCGCCACUGCGGCGAACACAGUCACCUCUGCAGCGAACACAGUCUCCACUGCAGCGAACACAGUCGCUGCUGCGGCGAACAAAGUCAGCACUGUGGCGAACACAGUCACCGCUGAGGCGAACACAGUCACCGCUGCGGUGAACAAAGUCACCGCUGCGGCGAACAAAUUCACCGCUGCGGCAAACAAAGUCACCACUGCGCCGAACACAGUCACCUCUGCGGCGACCACAGUCGCCACUUUGGCAAACACAGUCACCACUGCGGCGGACACAGUCGCCGCUUUGGCAAAUACAGUCACCACUGCGGCGAACACAGUCACCACUGCAGCGAACACAAUCGCCGCUGUGGCGAACACAGACACAGCCACCACUGCGGCGAACAAAGUCAGCUCUGCAGCGAACACAGUCUCCACUGCAGCGAACACAGUUGCUGCUGCGGCGAACAAAGUCAGCACUGUGGCGAACACAGUCACCGCUGAGGCGAACACAGGCACCGCUGCGGUGAACAAAGUCACCGCUGCGGCGAACAAAUUCACCGCUGCGGCAAACAAAGUCACCACUGCGCCGAACACAGUCACCUCUGCGGCGACCACAGUCGCCACUUUGGCAAACACAGUCACCACUGCGGCGGACACAGUCGCCGCUUUGGCAAAUACAGUCACCACUGCGGCGAACACAGUCACCACUGCAGCGAACACAAUCGCCGCUGUGGCGAACACAGACACAGUCACCACUGCGGCGAACACAGUCACCACUGCGGCGAACAAAGUCAGCUCUGCAGCGAACACAGUCUCCACUGCAGCGAACACAGUCGCUGCUGCGGCGAACAAAGUCAGCACUGUGGCGAACACAGUCACCGCUGAGGCGAACACAGUCACCGCUGCGGUGAACACAAUCGCUGCUGCGGUGAACACAGUCGCUGCUGCGGUGAACACAGGCACUGCUGAGGCGAACACAGUCACCGCUGCGGCGAACACAGUCACCGCUGCGGCGAACAAAGUUGUCACUGCGGCGAACACAGUCACCUCUGCGGCGAACACAGUCACCGCUGCGGCGAACACAGUCACCUCUGCGGCGAACACAGUCACCGCUGCGGCGAACACAGUCGCCGCUGAGGCGAACACAGUCACCGCUGCGGCGAACAAAGUCACCGCUGCGGCGGACACAGUCGCUGCUGCGGCGAACAAAGUCUCCACUGCGGCAAACACAGUCGCCGCUGCGGCGAACACAGUCGCCGCUGUGGUGAACAAAGUCGCCGCUGCGCCGAACACAGUCGCCGCUGUGGCGAGCGCAGUCUCCGCUGUGGCGAGCGCAGUCUCCGCUGUGGCGAGCACAGUCUCCGCUGUGGCGAGCACAGUCUCCGCUGUGGCGAGCACAGUCACCACUGUGGCGAACAGAGACACAGUAGCCGCUGCGGCGAACACAGACACAGUUGCCACUGUGGUGACCGCAGGGACCGCUGCGGCGAACGAAGUCACCGCUGUGGCAACCGCAGGGACCGCUGCGGCGAACGAAGUCACCGCUGUGGCGACCGCAGGGACCGCUGCGGCGAACGAAGUCACCGCUGUGGCGACCGCAGGGACCGCUGCGGCGAACGAAGUCACCGCUGUGGCGACCGCAGGGACCGCUGUGGCGAACACAGUCGCCGCUGUGGUGACCUUGGAGAACUCGGCGGAACAAGAGCAAGAGGGAAAAAGAAACACGGAAGAAGAAAGGCAAAGGAAAGAAGAAAAGAGAAGGCGGAUGUCCUCGCUCAGAGUUGAGGCCAUGUCGGGGCUGACAGCACCGGUACCCAUGGGACCAUGA
Molecule: messenger RNA, 3324 nt
Organism: Salarias fasciatus (jewelled blenny)
Lineage: Eukaryota; Metazoa; Chordata; Actinopteri; Blenniiformes; Blenniidae
Product: serine-rich adhesin for platelets-like
Exons: 5
Coding region: 16-3324 (1102 amino acids)
Biological process (GO): signal transduction
Cellular component (GO): membrane
Source: RefSeq, a predicted model, not a curated record